Molecule: messenger RNA, 10549 nt
Organism: Passer domesticus (house sparrow)
Lineage: Eukaryota; Metazoa; Chordata; Aves; Passeriformes; Passeridae
Product: Golgi phosphoprotein 3-like
Exons: 4
Coding region: 256-1143 (295 amino acids)
Biological process (GO): Golgi organization; Golgi to plasma membrane protein transport; retrograde vesicle-mediated transport, Golgi to endoplasmic reticulum
Cellular component (GO): cytosol; trans-Golgi network; Golgi cisterna
Molecular function (GO): phosphatidylinositol-4-phosphate binding
Source: RefSeq, a predicted model, not a curated record
UCCGCUGACAUCAGCCUACGCCGCCAUAUUGGAAGAGAAGUCACCUCCGCCAUCUCGGCCGCAGCAGGCGGGGAACGCUGGCUCCCACUGCCUCGGCCGAAUCCUGCUCCCCAUGAUUCCCCCCGGCCGGCUGUUGCCCCGGUGGGGAUAGGGCGGAGACAGGAGCGGCUGCCGUCUCUUCUUCUUUCCCCCUCCCGAUCUGUCGCAAAGUUCCUAUCCCCGUGGCGGGCCUUUGACCUUCCACCGCCUCCAGCCAUGACUUCUUUGACCCAGCGUAGCUCCGGGCUGGUGCAGCGCCGGACAGAGGCCUCCCGCAACGCCGCCGCCGCCACCAAGGAGCGGGAGGCGGGAGGCCACUCUGAGGAUGAAGGCCGCCGGGACGAGCCCGGUGACGAUGAGAAGGGUGACUCCAAGGAAACACGCCUCACCCUCAUGGAAGAGGUGCUGCUCCUGGGUCUCAAGGACCGUGAGGGUUACACAUCAUUUUGGAAUGAUUGCAUCUCCUCAGGAUUGCGCGGCUGUAUGUUAAUUGAAUUGGCAUUGCGAGGGCGUCUUCAGUUAGAGGCUUGCGGAAUGAGGCGUAAAAGUCUAUUGACAAGAAAGGUAAUUUGCAAGUCAGAUGCUCCUACAGGGGAUGUUCUGCUUGAUGAAGCUCUGAAACACAUAAAAGAGACCCAACCUCCUGAAACAGUACAAAAUUGGAUUGAACUGCUUAGUGGUGAAACAUGGAACCCAUUGAAGUUGCAUUAUCAAUUGCGAAAUGUCCGUGAACGGUUAGCAAAAAAUCUAGUGGAAAAAGGUGUACUGACCACAGAAAAACAAAACUUCCUUCUUUUUGACAUGACUACACACCCUCUCACCAACAACAAUAUCAAGCAGCGCCUCAUUAAGAAGGUUCAAGAAGCAGUUCUUGACAAAUGGGUGAACAACCCUCACCGCAUGGAGAAGCGCUUGCUAGCACUUGUUUAUUUAGCCCAUGCCUCAGAUGUUCUGGAGAACGCUUUUGCCCCCCUUCUGGAUGAGCAGUAUGAUUUAGCCACAAAGAGAGUGCGGCAGCUUCUAGAUUUAGACCCUGAGGUUGAAUGUAUGAAAGCCAACAUGAAUGAGGUUCUAUGGGCUGUUGUAGCAGCUUUCACAAAAUAACUGCAUUCAGACCAAAGUGUUCUCUCUUCUCUCAUGUAAAUCCGUUGUUUCUCUUUUAUUGACUAUUCAUGUUUUCUGUAAUUUGUACCUUCUCACAUGAUGAAUCAACUCUUGUUUAAUAGAAAUGAUGUGGUGAAUUCCCUCCUUCUCUAUCUGUAUACAGGAUUCUGCUGGUACAAGAGACCUUCCCAUUUAAAAACAACAGAAAAAAAUUUUACUGCCAUAUUGGCAUUCUAAUUCCUAUUCAGUUUUGAGUUAUCUGAAAUACUUAGUUUAGUGUAUUUUUCAUCUUACUGUUAUUGAAGUGGUUUAACAUGGAAAAUACCUCAAGAAGGAAAUGUGCAUGCAAUUGGAUCACUAGUCUCAGCUGACACAGAUGUGUGCAUUCAUCAGUGCUUCUGCAGUACAACUCCUAACAGAUUGAAGAAGGGCCUUUUAAAAUCACCAAAGCUUCAAGUUGAAGCAUCUGUCAGAACAUUUUAUAUACAGAUGUUGUUUCAAUUAUAUCUAACAAAAAUAACAGCAAAAAUGCCAUUAAGCAGCUUUUUCAAUAGUUCCUGUAAAAUGACCCAUAAAUUUUACUUUUCAUUAAAGUCUCCUGCAAACUUAUGUUUACAUUAAAAUGAUAUCUGAGUCAUAAGGCUAGUGUUGAAAGGUCUAGUUUUUUCAUAAACCCAUUUUGGGAUGGGAUGCAUUCCAUUAUAUUGUAUAUAUAGUUCAAAUUGUAAAUUAACAACUUCCCCAUCUUAGUAUUUUGCAAGUUUUACACAUGGUGCCCCUGAUUUGCCAUCAGCCAUUUGACGGAAAAAAAGGGCCUCCUAUAAAGAGCAUGUGUGUAAAAGCUGUUUGUUUCCAGUGUCUAUAGUUUGCCAUCCAGGUAUUCUAAGUCUCUGCAUUGUCUUUGAGAAUUACUGUAAAGAAUGAGACCACUUUCCAUCAUCAUAUCAUCAUUUGUACUUUUUUUUCCUUGUCUUCUUUUCCCCUUCUCUACGGAAGAGGCUUGGGACCAGCACAAUUCUUGACUGCAGUUUUUAUGUUUGUUUGUACACAAAUUAUUUGUCUCAAACAUUUUAAUUUAUUUUACAAUUUAAAAACAAAAAGUUAGUUCUAGUAGGUGUUGCAUUUAAAUGGUUAGCAAGUAAUGACUGCAGCUCAGAUUAUUAACAUUUCUGUAAUGGGAUGCUGUGCUAUAUUUAUUUUUUAUAUCAAAUUAUGCUGAUUAGCACACUAUUGUAAAUAUAUAUAUAUAUAUAUAUAAGACUUUGUCUUUUAAAAAAUUAAUUGUCUUUUUGCCACUGCUUGUUAGCUCCCAUUUGUUUCACAGUGCAAAUAUGCAUUGAACAAAUUAUGUAUUUUUUUCCGCAUAACAAUGAAGAUUUAUGGUGGGGCUUACAGGUGUCUAGAAACUUUUUUUGGUUAAUAUUCAGAGUAAGAAUACUAGGUGGUAUAUAACUUGAGAGUUGAAAUUUAGGAGAUCCCUUAAUCUGUAUACUAGCUUUUUACCUGCAGCAAAUAAACUAUGAUCUUAAAAGUGCCUGAAACAGAGCAAGCAUGUAACUUUUUUGCUGUUGCUAAUUAGAAAGGUUUUAUUGCUUAACUGAAAGCUUUAGUUAAUAUUUUUCUUAGAAAGAGAGAGUUUAUAUUAAGUAGAUCAAACUGAUCUAAUCAGCAGCAUCACUCGGAUCUGCAGGAUUUAUGGCUGGGUCAGACUGAGUUAACUUGUGAGUGUUCAGUUGUGUCUGCCAUAGGUAGGCCUCAUCUGUGACUGGACUUCCAAUUUUGCAUUUAAUUUUAAAGAAUUUAAAUGCUUAGGUAGUUGACUUGAAAAUACAACUUUAAUUCAUCAUACUUAUAGAUAGAACCUUUUUUAAAGUAAAGAUUUUAAAAAUAUAGUCCUUAACUUUUAGUGGCACAUUGUUCUUUCGGUUCUUGAAUUAUGUUACUUUAUAAAAAUUAAAGUAUAAUGUAAGGCAUUUCAAACUUUGGUUUACAAAUAAAAAGAUAAACAGUGUUCUCCUAGCUGUAAGAUGCUGUGUUUAAAACUUUGAGGAGCUUGGGCAUGAACUUUGGACAUUUUCUUUCAAACAUUUUCAAAAUGUGAUUAAGUGGAGGAAAAAAUGAAAGUUGCUGUGUUACUCUUGUGAAAAACGAGGUUCACUCUCCUGGUAAAAUUUAAAAGUUUAAUAAAGGACAAUAGGAUUCAAAAAUAAAUCAAAGUUUAAUGGCUGGGUGCUUGGCAUUCCGCCAAGAGCACACCUGCUAUUUUGGAGACACCCUUGACAUACCUUUUCUAUUGCAUCAGCCUACUGCAUAUUCAUAAACAAUUAUUCAUAUUUAAACUUUUCCCCAAACUAGUUUACAUGUUCCAAGAACUGUUUAGCAUGGCUCCUCCUCUGGUCCACCUUUUUAUAGCAUGCGCAUUUCUUGGCUGUGGUUUUAGUCCAUUCUUAUUAUCACCUCCAGCUUGGGCUUUGAUCCAUACUUUAUACAGACAGUAGGUGCUGAUAGUAGCAGGGAUCUUCAUCAUACGUUCAUUGGAUGUUUAUACCAGCCAAGCAGGCAGUGCAAUUACUACAAGCAUAAUUAUAUGAGCUAUUUCACUACUAUGCCUAACUUUAGUUAAUAGCAGAAAUAAAAACGACAUCUUUAUAGCAAACUUAUUUUAACAUUAUACAUAUAGAAUCAAUUUUAAUAUUUGUGAAAAGCCAGUAUUAUAAUAUGUAUUUAUGACACUUAUAUUUGAAAACUUACAGAAUACUUUCUGUACUUGAUAGUAUAUGUUAACUCGUUGCUUUCAUAGUCUCUCCCUCCGGUGAUUGAUUUUCUCAUUUUCUGUUGCUAUUUAAGAGAGAAAAUUAAUGAGGCAGAAAAAUCAGAAAAAAAUAGUGGUGUAUUUGGGAGCAAGUUGAGUGCACAAAACUUUUAAAAUGGCUUUGAAAAUCUAAGCUACUUGAAACAUUAUUCAGACUAAAAGUAUCUUUCAUAGUCCCUUUUCUGUCCUCUCAUCUUCAUUUUGUCAUGUACCUGCUGGGUUCAUUUUGCAUUAACACCCUACCUCACUGGAAAGGACUUGCCAUCUACUUGGGUGCCUCAGGGGAAAGCCCAGGACCUCAAGCACUACCCCCUGAGGGGGCCUCUCCCAGUUCAGGAGCCAAGCUGCCCCUGCCCAGUGCCACUGCUUCUUUGCCACAGCUCCAGGUUUUUCGCUACACUGUAAUCCCACACUCCCUUCCUGCUGGGACAAACUGCAGCAUACUAGUAAAGAACUGUUAUUCCUUUUCGCAAAUCUUUGCCUGAAAGCCCCUAAUUUCAAUGUUAUAAUAAUUCGGAGAAAAGGGGGUCAUAUUCUCCAUUCCAAGGAAGGUUCUCACCUUCCUUAGCAGACACCUGUCUUUCAAACCAAGACACCCAGUAAUAGCCUUUUCUUGGCUGUCAAGCACCUUCCCCUUUGGUGUACUUAUGGUCACAGCCAGCAGGCAGGUGAGAUGAUUCCCCCUCAGCUGCAGGGGGUGCUGUGGCGGGAGCUCAGAUGCCUCUUCAUGUGGGUAACAGCAGGCAUACUGGCGGGAGAGAUAAAAAGGGCUUCCUUUACAACCUCACAGGGGCAGCUAAUCUUGGUGCCCCUCCAGAUGGUGAAAGGGGAUGUAGUGGGAAUCUCAGCAGCAGCUGGAAUGGCAGAGGCCUGUAGGUAGACAGUUUGUCGUAAUUGGGAGUGGGGCUGUGGCCGAGCCUCAUCCCUAAUGGGCUACAACUGUGAAAAGCAGGUGAACGGUAUUGAAAGCAAUGAGACAUGGAGUGCUGAGGUGUACUGACCAAUCACAAAAGGGAACAGAAGGCACACAGGUGCAAUGCAUGAACAAUGAGGAAAAUAAAAGGUUGGGCUAAAGAACAAGAAGGGUGGAUGCUUGCAGCCUUCUGAAGUGGUAUGGUGUUACUCUGUAUGGGUUGAAGCCUUCUGAUAUUGUAUGGUGGUACUCUGCGUAUUGUGGCCAUCUCUACUGUGACAUAGGCUAUGACAUAUGCUGCGACAGAGGCAGGCACACCCAUGGUAGCAAACAAGAUGUAGCAGAAACUCUGCAGCUAUAUCAGGAGCCAUGUGGUGUUCCAACAGGCAGGGGGUGCUGGGUUACAGUGUAGUGAAAAACCCAGAGCAGUGGCAGAAAACCCAAAACAGUGCGGCUGGGCAGUGUCAGCCAGGUUCUUGAACGCUGCUGAGAGAGGCUUCCUUGGAGGGGAGAGGGGGCUUGGGGUCCUGGGUUUUUCCCUGAUGCACCCGAGUAGAUGGUUGUUAUAGAUACAUAUUAUAAUAUUGGCUUUUUGCAAAUAUUAAAAUGGAUUCUAUAUGUGUGGUGUUAAAGUAACUUUGUUAUAAAGAUAGUUUUUAUUUCUGUUGAUAACUGUUAUAAGUAAAAAUGAAAUAUGCCCAAUUCUAAUAAAAAUAAAAAUAAUUUAUUUCGCAACUGUAAUACAGUCCCAACAGCCAACAAUCAAAAGGACAGCAUAAUACUCCCGGGAGGUAAGCUGGGUGAACGUGAAUAUGGCCUCUAUAGCACCAAAUCCCCCUCGUCCACACCGGUUGCUCUGAGGCAGCAGUUCUUAUAUUCUUUAAUUUGCCCACGGCAGAGUCCCUUUGUUUCUUUUUUGAGUUCUUCAUAUUCAAGUUGGUUUCUUUCUUCGGUUCAGGCUGCACAAAGCCUUCUUCCAAGAGUUGAUUGAUACGCUUCCCCGAUUCCCGGAAUCUGGCAUUCAGAUGGCAGGUGUUGAUGGCUCCGGUUAUCUCAGAUGGGUAUCUCGUCCAGGCCAUCAUCUCUUGGGCGUCACUGGACAUAUGCCUUUGUGAAUGUCCAUCUCCUGUGCAUCCGAGGUUUCCUUUGUAUGUAAAUGUUGCGGUGCCUCCCUGUCCAUCUGCCAAGAUUUCGUCACCCUGAGGAUGAAAAUUCUUCCCUCUCCCUUCCCCUAUGUACAGUUGGUUUGGUUAAUAUAUUUUAUACAACUUUAUCUGCAUUAAUUACUAACUGUAUCCUUAACAUAACUAAGCUUAGACAUGGUAGUGAAAUAGCUGAUAUAAGUAUACUUGUGUUAAAAUGCCUGCUUGGAUGGGAUAACAUCCAAUAAACAUAUGAUGAGGACACCCUGCUACAGACAUGCCAACUAUCAGCACUCACUGUCUGAAGACAGUGUGGGCCAGAGCCCAAAACUGAAGGUGAUUAUAAAAAUGGACUAAAACCACAACCAAGGAAUAUGCAUGCUCUAAAAAGGCAGACCUGAGGAGGAGAUAUGCUAAACAAUUCUUGGAAUAUGUAAACUAAUUUGGGGGAAAGUGUACUAUGCAUAAUUGUUUAUGAAUAUGUAACAGGCUGAUGCAAUAGAAAUGGUAUAUAAAGGGUGUUUCCAAAAUAACGUCUGCUCUUGGCUGAGUGCCAAGACACACCUGGCCGUAACAUCUUUGCUUUAUUGUUGUGGGAACUCAGUACAUCACUCCGGCUGUCCAGAGCUACCGAGACAACCCUUGGGGGGGGCUCGGAAGUCCUGGAAUGUUGCCAAAAGUGCCUGGUGGCUUGACUUUGAUCCUUCUAAAGAAGUGACACCUCUGUAUGAGGAGAUGAGAGAAUUUCAAGUUUGAAUGGUGAGGGGAUGAUAUUCACUGGGUGAAACAGAUCUUAAUGCACUGUACAGGGGGGUUUUGUGUGUUGUACAGGGGGGUUUGGAAUCCUGUACAUGGGGGUCAGGGGUUCUAAGAUGGAGGGAUUUGGGCGUGCCCUGUCCUUCUUCUUUCUUCUCCUUGGCAUCCAUGUUCAGGAUGAUGUUGGCAUGUGUGGAUUGGUUCAUGGUGAAGGUGCACUUGUUAACAAAGGUGAAAAGUAUUGGAAAUAGAAGGUAAAUAUUUUAUACAUAGUUUUCACUAUAAAAGAGACAACUGCCCCGUGGGUGGGAGAGAGUGCUUUUGGCUGCCUUGCUGACCAGACCUCGGCUGAGCAGACAGAAAACGUUGUAGAUAAGAAAUAAUAAAAACAACCGAAGACCGAAAACUCAAGAGUCCAGACUCAUUCUUCAAAGCACGGCCUGCCCAGAACCACCUUUUCCCGUGUUGGGGCAGAGACAAGUAACAGCCGACCCCGACAUAUUGUCUUUUUCUCCUAUUGUCCUUUAUUAAACUUUUAAAAAUUUUACAGGAGAGUGUAACAUGUUUUCCACAAUGGUGAAGGUCCUUUCCAGUGAGGUAGGGUCUUUAAAAGGUCCCAGUGUAACGGCUGCUCGUACAAGCAGAGCCUCAUUCACAGUAGAAGACAGUAGGAGAUGGGACUCUGCAACGGUGGCAAAUUCUUCCCACAGCAACAGCAGCCUGGGUCCCCUUCGAUCCCGAGUGAAAGAGAGAGAGGGAGAGGAAAAAAAAGUGAAAAGCCGAGCCCAGCCCCUCACCCCCCAGCUAAAAUCUCACGAUAUGUCUGCCCUUCCCAAGAGAAACCCAUCAGAGAAGUGCAGCCAGCUUCACCCCUUCCCUCUCCUCCUGCCCCCAGCCAUAUCUUCUGCUCUCUCAAGUAUUGGUCCUUUAUCAUCUCUUAGAAACAAAUGGGACAAAAUUCCCUGAAAGAAAAAAAGAAAAAGAAGCUGAGCCCAGCGCUUCACCCCACAGCCAAAAUCUCAUGGUAUCUCUGCCCUUCCCAAGAGAAAGCCCCCCAGCUAAGAUAGUGCCUCCAGCUGCACUCCUCCCCCUUGACUACAUCUUUUGUCUCUUAAGUACCGCUCAUUAUUGUCUCUUAGCAUCAAAUGUGACAAAAUUCCCGGAGAGAAAGAAAAAGGAAAAAAAAAAAGGAAAAAUCCUGACCUCCAACAGGCACCCACAACACUUGGACGUUCCAAGCUAAGUUUUACUCUGUGUAAAAAAUGCCAAUCACUUGUUUUUUAAAAUUUUAAAAGUUUAAUAGUAAUAAAAUGGUUGUAAAAAUAGUAAUUAAAUUAGAGUAAUAAAAAUGUGGACAAUUAGGAUUAGGACAAUACAAGACAAUAAAAACAAAGAGUUACGGACAGUCCGAGUACCUUUUUCUGGGCAAAAUAAGCCCAAAAAGGACACAUAUUAACAGAGGAUCAACCCUUAAAAACAAUAGCCUGUUGCAUAUUCAUACAUUUCAUACAUGAUGCAUAAAUUCCAUUCAAACAAAGGAUUCUGUCUGGUCAGUGUCAACUUUUCCUCUUAAUCCUGACAGAGUCUUUAGGGCUGAGUGAGGCAGGAAGAAGUUAUUUUCUUCUGAUAAGGGAGCAGUAAAUUCUUUUUCUCUGAAAGAUUUAGGUGUCCUUUUGUUAUGAAUAGAAAGUUGUAUUUUUUUUGAGUUUCAGAGUUAAAAACAAGUCAGACCAGUCAGACUUCUUUGGUUUCGCUGCCAAAGAAAAGGUUCUUAAUUACCCGUUAAUGGCCGGUGAUUAACUAUUGUUUCCCCGAUGCUGGCCGCUUGCCAAGAAGACACCAGGACAGACCCUCCAAGUUAAAGAGAAUAGGCAGUGACAUCAGAGCCAGUAUGCAGAUGAGAAAUGCAUUGCGCCCUGAAUUUUUACAGUUUUACAGUUUUUACAAGAAAAACCCCUAAAAUCACGAGCCAACAAGUGACUUAAGUGAUGUCUAAGGAUGGGAGCAUAGUCCCGUACCUGCUUAGACCCUUUUUGUUUCUCACCCUAACCUGAAAGGAUACUGAUUAAAGAGACACCCCGGGGUGUUAAACAAGCUAGGAAUCUGCGACUCUCCUGUGAGGACAGAAUCCCCAGCUCUGUCUGCAGACCAGCGGACAAAGCUGCAUCAUCCUCCUUCUCCGUGCCACUCCUGGGAGCACCAGCGGUGUGGGCGCAACCCGUCGAUUUCUCCCCACCUGAGCUGAUUCUUCUUAAUAAAGGCAUUAAAAAGGAGAAAGAUCUCCUGCCCAUUUAUUUCACUUUGGCUGCUAUCUCAGUGCGAGUACCUCAUUCCUCUCUUUUAAAAAAUAUCCCACAUACAUAGUUUCUAUUGUAACUACAAAACUACAUUUACCAUACUAUUAAAAUAUUAACACAGCACUACUAAUCAAUACAACAUAAUACAUAUAGUAAAUAUCUGCGUAGAGCCAUAUAAUAUGCACUUUUCACACUCUGCACAUAUUAAGUACUGAGUAAGUUGCUCCUGUAUCAAUUUAAAAAUUUACCUUUUCAUUCCUCAGCAAUAAUGUAACCAGGGGCUCAGGUGAAGAUGAUUCCCCCUGUCCCCUUCAGGGGAAUUAUUCAUCUUUAUUUAGGGUCAUGAACUUGAUGAUUUGAAGAACCAGGUUUUGGUUUCCUGUCUGAAUUCCCCUGACUUGGGGACACUCCCUUUUCCUUCUUUACAAAUUGCCAAAGUAUACUUCAGCCAUGCUAUGAAUGGAGAGGGGGGAGCUUAGACAAUUCCCUGCCUUUGCCUGGUUUACUGGCAGUAGGCAGUAGCUUUAUUGAGGCGGCCAGCACCCCAAAACCCAGUCUCACUCACAAGUUCUUAAUAAUGACUAAUCAGGCCUAUUACAACAUUAAUUAUGUAUUGAAUAGACACAAGAAAAAUAGACAUAAGACUUUAACAGGCUUCUCACUCUCGGGAUCUCCUCUUGUGAUAAAUUGAGACACGCCUUAUUGGUAUAAUCAAAUAAGAAUUUAUUGAUUACAGCAAGCAAGGCAUAAGCAAAUCAGCGCUGGGUGGCGGGGGAGUCUAGCUCCGCCAACUGCCGCAGCCACAGUCAGUUCCAGUUGGUUUUUAUACUGUGUAGUUUCCUGUCGACGUGUCCUUUAAGUUGUACUCUGCGUAUGUGUUCUUCUGUUGCUAGGUGGUCAUAUCCUGCCUCCCGGUGGUCUCUAGAUGAAGGCCGGUAGUUUUGUUUUUUUUUUUCUCAGAUUUCCUCUGGGCGACCCAUUCCUUAUUUAGUACCAAUGCUUAUCUCUCUGAAACUUAAAAGUUGUUAGGCAAGCAUAUUUUGGACAAUGUGUGUUUUACCAAGAGCUGGAAGUCUGUUUCUUGUUAUCUUACUUUAGUCCCGGGUUUUCUCAAGUGCUGGAAGUCUGUUUCCUGUUAUCUUACUUUAAUCCCUUAGUGAACAAAACACGCUGUGUUCUAUCACACUCUGGUCUGGUCUGGUUGGGAAGAUCCCUUGGUGUGUCUCUGUUAAAAGUCUCUUUUCCCCAACCCAGCAGCCGAAGAAGGAGUCGAGAAGUCUUUGGUUCACGUUUUCAAGGUUGUUUAUUAUUUCUUUAUCGCAAAGAUUUUCUGUCUGGCCUGCCAAGGUCUAUUCUGCAGGUCAGUCUGAGGCAUACUCUCCGCCUCUUGGGCUGGUGCUAUCUUUUAUACUAAAAACUAUGUAUACUAUUGUUAUAAAUGAAAUAUGAAAAAUAGCCAAUUUUAAUAAAAAAAUUAAAAAUAAAA